Molecule: messenger RNA, 366 nt
Organism: Colletotrichum paranaense
Lineage: Eukaryota; Fungi; Ascomycota; Sordariomycetes; Glomerellales; Glomerellaceae
Exons: 1
Coding region: 1-366 (121 amino acids)
Source: RefSeq, a predicted model, not a curated record
AUGCCGAACUCCCCACGCUCAUUGCCCAAUGGGACUCACCCCAGACUCAUGCCCCAAGUCACCGGUGGCCAGGACGGUGAAGUCGCUUUGACAUAUCAGGGAGGCCUUAUAUUCGCACAAGCUAUGAAUGCUGCCACAGAGCAAGUAACCGUGAAUCACCCUCAGCCCAAUGCGCUGGACAGACUCGCAAGAAGUCAACCCGCGACAGGCGGAGCUUUCGGGCCGCUCUUUCUGACUGCAGGGUCGGAUCUGGACUCCGGAUGCGCUCCGCUGGAUGAUAACCUCCCGACUGGCACCUCUGGCCAGAUUUGGCCUUCGAUGUUUUCCACGGCUGAUAGCGAUCCCCAAGAGACACCGAUAUCCUGA